GGCUUUUGCCUGCUCGGCGACCCUUCUCCCCUCUCCAGCCCUGCUCUGCUGCUCGUCCCGAUGCGUCUCGCUGUCGUCUGUGGCUGUCUCCUGCUCGCCUCUGGCGGCCUCGCCAUGAAGCGCGGCCCCUGGAACGGCGCCGAGGGCACCGCCGAUCAUCUCGAAGCCCAUCGCCUUGCCAUGAUGAACCAAUUCUCGGAGCAAUCCAAGACCCACGCCGACUUUUUGGCCGCACAAAAGACUGGCUCGUAUGCCAAGUUCGAUGCCAAGGACGACAUAUACUACUACUUUGCCCUGCACGACCAGAACCAUGACGGCCACCUGGACGGCCAUGAGAUCCGGAAUGCCCUGACCACGUUCCGCGAGGUGGCCGAGGGCGACAAGAGGUCGCUCAACCAGAUCGAGCGCGACGUCGACGAGCUCCUGUCCAAGACCGACCUCAACAACGAUGGGCUGGUUUCGUGGGAAGAGUACCUUGCCUCGGAGGAUCUGAAAUAGUCGGUGGCGGAUACCGGCCCCCCUGGCAGCCCCCUGCCCGUGCCGAUGCCUUGAUUGCUGCCACAGGAGCGGGCGACCCGACCAGGCCAGGGCAGAGCCGUUUUGCCGUUUGCUCAGCUUCAUCAAUUCCAAUCCCCCCCCACGAACCUCCGAGGCUCCUGCCCAGGGUCCUUGCUGUCUGUGUUGUCUCGUGGCUUGUCCUUUAUCUUUCCUUGAUCGAUCAAUCGUUCGUUCCUUCUGCGAUUCGCACUGCUGAUUGUCCUGCGGUUCGUUUUGUUACCCCUCGCCUCUUGCCGCUUGCCUCUUGCCUCUUGUCGUCUGUCCUGUCCGAUGUUCUGUCUCGUGUCCUGUGGUGUCGUGCUCGGCCGGGCUCUCUUGGGCCUCCUGAAUCAGCUAGAGAAUAUACUAUGAAACUACAGCGAUGGCA
Polychytrium aggregatum is the source of this 925-nucleotide messenger RNA. RefSeq lists its product as uncharacterized. Bases 61 to 498 code for a protein of 145 amino acids. Gene Ontology annotation, molecular function: calcium ion binding. The record is from RefSeq and is a predicted model, not a curated record. Lineage: Eukaryota; Fungi; Chytridiomycota; Chytridiomycetes; Polychytriales. The transcript has a single exon.